This is a messenger RNA of Saccostrea echinata, 7816 nucleotides long. RefSeq names its product ubiquitin carboxyl-terminal hydrolase 32-like. The coding region runs from base 112 to 4392 and encodes 1426 amino acids. Gene Ontology annotation, cellular component: Golgi apparatus. Gene Ontology annotation, molecular function: cysteine-type deubiquitinase activity; calcium ion binding. The transcript is spliced from 32 exons. The record is from RefSeq and is a predicted model, not a curated record. NCBI's taxonomy places the organism in Eukaryota, Metazoa, Mollusca, Bivalvia, Ostreida, Ostreidae. Gene Ontology annotation, biological process: protein deubiquitination.
UACAGAGGAUUUGGAGGCACCUCCAAAGGGCUCUCUCUGAAGGACUUGUUGUGUGGGCUCGUUAUUCUCACCAAGGGCUCUGUGGAGGAGAAAAUAAAAUUCCUGUUUGGGAUGUAUGCCGAUGACAGUUACUCCUUCGUACAGAAGGAGGAGAUGGACCGAUUGGUUCUGGAGUCUGAGGGACAGGUCUCCAAUGCUCUCUCUGACCUCUUUAUGGAGAAUGAUCAGGUGACCUUUGAUUAUUUUCGACUGUGGGUGAAAGCUCAUCCUGAUGCCACAGAAAUGACAAAAUGGCUGUUGAUGGAACCCAUGACGGUCAGUCUCUCGGAUGACACAGACACACCCACUUUCUAUCAAACUCUGGCUGGGGUCACACACUUGGAAGAGACGGACAUUAGUGAACUAGAGAAAAGAUACUGGGCUCUGAAGUCUCAAUCCAAAAGUGGGAAAUUUGAUCUUGACACAUUCAAGGCCAUGGUCUGUCCACCAGUGCCAGAGGCUAUUUGUGAAAGCCUUUUCCAUGCAUUUGAUGAAAACAGAGAUAAUCACAUAGAUUUUAAAGAGAUGGCUUGCGGAAUUUCAGCUUGCUGUAGAGGACCAGGAACUGAAAGACAAAAAUUUUGCUUUAAAGUGUUUGAUAUGAACCAUGAUGGCAAGCUGUGUGAGAGGGAACUAGUACAGAUGGUCAAAGCUUUACUGAGAAUACGAGAGGAAAACCAACCAACAAACACAAUGGAGUGUGAUCCUUUCUAUAACAUGGACCCAGAACUUGUAGCAAAAGAGAUUCUAGCGAGUCAUGAUGGAGACAAGGAUGGGUGUCUAACUCAGGCAGAAUAUUUAGUGUGGACAGUCAACAACACGCUGGCAGAUAAUUUCCUAGAUUUACUCAGUCAGAUAUGCCAUUUGGUUAUGGGCCUUAAACCUCAAACAAAAGAAGAGGAAGGGGAGAUAAUCAAGCAGUGGCUUCAGAGAGAAUCCAAGAAGAGUUUUGAGAUUGGUCAGGUAUGGUACCUGAUCAGCAUGACAUGGUGGAAUUCCUGGAUUGAAUAUGUCCAACCACCGUUGUUAAAUGGCAGGUUAGAUAGUGGAGAACAGGUCAGAAUGAAUGGAACAGAGGCUAUGCACAAAAUAACCAAAAGCAAGCAUGCCUCAAAAGCUCUUCCAUGGGAUGAUGACUCAGUUAUAAUUGUGAAUAUGAUAACAAAGGGAAAGAACUCAGAAUACAACACUUCAAUCAAUGGCAGUUUCAAAUCCAGCACAAUUCCACAAAGGUCCCAGUCUGCUUGCAGUAGUCCAAUUAAGACUUGUCUUUCUGCCUCAGACUCUAAUGGACUCACUAGUCUUAGUCCAGGUCCCUCCCCAAAGCUCCGCAAAAAAGGACUUCAGCAGACAAAUUCUCAUCCUGUGAAACCUGGGCCAAUCGAUAACACCAACCUUAUUACUCCUAACAAUUCAAAGGUAGUAAGUCUCACCAAUGAGGGAGGCAGGCUACGGAGGGAUACCAUGUUGGUAAGGGGCAAGGAUUUUGAAUUGGUGCCUGAAGUGAUAUGGAGGUCACUGUCAACCUGGUAUGGAGGAAAUAUUGCUCUACCCAGGACAGUGAUUGCCUCCAAAAAUAACAAUGGCAGUCCAGAACUGGAGCUGUAUCCUGUGACAGUAAAGCUGUUACGACACCAGGUUGUUCCUCAACGUCCCAACCCCACCUCAUUCUCAGGGGUCAUGUCCGGAAUAGGUGGCAUGGCCCUUAGCAUGACAAACUACGUCUCCAGUGCACCACCUAUUCCAAGGCGCUAUGUUGCUUUUACUGCAACCUUCAGCAAGCAACACACCAUACAGCAAGUAUAUGAAUUUCUCUGUACAAAAGUCAGAUUUAUCAGGGAGGACAUCAGGCUAUGGAAAAUAGGAAGUAAAGAUGAUAGCAUGACGCUCCUAGAAGAUGAAUCCAUGACAGUAGAAGAUUGUGGAAUAGAAGAAAACCAGUCACUGUUGAUAGAGGUUCGAAACAAGGACCUGACAUGGCCUGAAGAAAUGUCUCAGCUGGCCAAAAAUAAAACAUGUCGAAAAGAGCAAGUACCCACCCAGAAGGGAGCUACAGGACUUAACAAUCUAGGAAACACGUGUUUUAUGAAUGCUGCUGUACAGUGUGUGUCGAACACUUGGCCUUUAACUCAGUAUUUUAUUGGAGGGUUACAUCUGUUUGAACUUAACAGGUCUAAUCCUCUAGGGAUGAAGGGACAUAUUGCUCAGAGAUAUGGAGAACUAGUCAAGGAUCUGUGGAGCGGAACCUCCAAAACCAUAGCUCCUCUUAAGCUCCGAUGGACUAUUGGUAAAUACGCACCACGUUUUAAUGGCUUUCAACAACACGACUCUCAGGAAUUACUUAGCUUUCUUUUAGAUGGUCUCCAUGAGGAUCUCAACAGGGUUCAUGUUAAACCUUAUGUAGAACUGAAGGACAGUGAUGGCAGACAGGAUGAAGUGGUGGCUGAGGAGGCAUGGGAAAACCACUUAAGGAGAAACCAGUCCAUAAUCGUUGAUCUCUUUCAUGGCCAACUCAAGUCCCAAGUGCGCUGUAAAGAAUGUGGACACAUGAGUGUCCGUUUUGACCCAUUUAACUACCUCUCUCUCCCCCUUCCCAUGGACAGCUGUAUUCAUCUAGAAGUCAUAGUGACAAGACUGGAUGGAUCAGUACCAGUCAAAUAUGGCAUUCGACUCAAUAUGGAUGAAAAGUACAAAACUUUGAAGAAGGAGCUCAGUAGUCUGACAGGAAUUCCACCUGGACAGAUCCUGUUUGUGGAAAUCAUGGGACCAAUUGUCAAGGCAUUACCACAAGAUAACCACAAGGUUAAGACUCUACUAGGAGGAGUAUUGUACGCAUACGAGCUCCCACCUCAUGAGGAAAUCAAACCCAUGACAUUGGAGGAGGAGAAAGGAACUGUCCUCAAAAACUCUGUAGGCCUCAAUGAUAUUCAGCGAGGACUUGCCACAAAGAAGAUUCAACAGAAAUUAGAAAAUGGUCCCUCCUCGAUGUCCAACUCUUUAACAGUAGAGGAUAACUCUGCUAACAACACCCCCACACAUUCCCGCCAACCCAGUGAUGUCCCUACAAUGGGGAGUCUCCAGCCCACCCCAGAAAACCCUGCCCCCAAAGCCACCGCUGAACUCUUCUCAGGCUUUGUAAUAGGAGUUCAUAGAAAAAUGAACUUGAUGGAUGUAUACUUCUUGUCCUCACAAAAGGCCCGACCUGGACUGUUUGGGACCCCCAUUAUCCUCCCCUGUGUGGAGGAUACCACUAAUCAGGAUCUCUAUCAGUUUGUGUGGACACAGGUGUCCAGGCUGGUCAGUCCCCUCCCUCCUUCCGAGAUCAAGUCAGCCAACCACGCCCAGGACUGUGAUGACAGUUUGGGAUAUGAGUAUCCCUUCACGCUCAAAGUUGUCAUGAAGGAUGGAUUGUCCUGUGCCUGGUGUCCGUGGUAUAGGUUUUGUAGGGGGUGUAAGUUGGAGUGCAAUGCUGAUGACUUUAACUUUGGAAGUUCAUUUUUGGCUAUAGACUGGGAACCCACAGCGUUACAUUUACGAUACCAGACAGCUUUAGAAAGGUUAUAUGAAGAUCAUGAGAGUGUGGAGGAGAGCAGGAGGAAACAGACGGAGCCCAUUAACCUGGACACCUGUCUACAGGCCUUCACUACUGAGGAGGAACUGGGUGAAGACGAGCUCUACUACUGCUCCAAGUGUAAAAAGCACUGUCUGGCCUCCAAAAAACUGGACAUCUGGAGGCUGCCACCUAUACUGAUUAUAAACCUAAAAAGAUUCCAGUUUUUAAAUGGCCGAUGGGUGAAGUCACACAAAAUAGUGAACUUUCCUGUAGAGAAAUUUGACCCCUCAAAUUACGUAGCUCCUCGAGCACCAUUGAGUGUUAGUGAACAAUCAGUGACUUGUGUGUGUCAGAGUAAUAAUUCUGCUGAAGUAGAACAUGUGCCAAAUGGAGACAUUCCAAACCAUAAUGACUUACAGAUGGACAUAGAUAAAGAUGAAAAAGAAUCCAAAGCCUCACCAUGUAAGAAAUGUCAGCUCAUUCAAAACAUUCCAACUGCUGAUGAUCCCAUCAAGUAUGACCUAUCCUCUAUGUCAUGUCAUACAGGAAUUUUGGGAGGAGGUCAUUAUGUCUGCUAUGCUAAAAAUCCAAACCAGAAAUGGUACUGCUACAAUGACAGUAGCUGUAAGGAGUGUACAGUAGAGCAGAUGGAUUGUAAUUCAGCAUACAUCUUAUUCUAUGAAAGAGAAAAUAUAGACUUCAGUCAUUUCAUGCCAGAUGUGGACGGUAAAGAGCCCGACCUACAAGAAAUUGACGAUGAGUUCGAGUCUGACCUAAAAAAGGCAUGUGUAAUUCAGUGAUCCUAGGUCAAGGGCAAUUAAGUUAAAGUGUGUGACAAGUCCUUUUUUUUUUUUGGUGAUUUCUCUGUCUACUAUGUGUAAAGGAACAGCAGGAUUGAAAGUAAAAGAUUUCACAGUGUCUCUUUGCUACAGUGCUACAGAAUAUUUUCUAUAAAUGAUUGUUGUUUUUAUUUUUUUUUUAAUUUUUAAAAAAAUUUCCCCCCAAUCCUUGUACAACUCCUUGCUGAUAUUGUUUAUUUUUUAUUUUCAAACCAGUGAUACAUGUAUUAUCUACAAAAGAUGUAGAUGGUGUUUACCAUCGUUCCAUGAUUUCUUUCCUUUUUUUUAAGUGGAUUCAAUUUGUUUAUCUUUGUCUGUUUUGUUAUUAUGUAAGAAUAAGAACUUAGCGCAUAAAAUUUCAGAGGACAAAAGAAAUGAAAAGUUAAUUUUUUGUUCAUGAACAUGUUUUACACUCAAAAUUUACAGCAUUUUUAUUCAUUCACACUGCAGAAUGAUUUCUUGAAAUCAUCAUUUUUCACUAAACACCCCUCCCCUUUCCCUAUAUUCAUUUAUUAUUUCUUUCAUCCCUUUCAAAUGUAUGGGAACUGACAAAUUAGUCAAUGACAGCUCUUCUCUCUAUCUUAGUAACACUUUUUGACCUUAAUUACAUCCAAGAGAGAGAGAGAGAGAAUACCAUAUCUCGAUACACAGAGUCUAUACACAGGUAAAGGCUGAACAAUUUUUUUUCAGUCCAUGCACAUGUUUAAUGCCUUAAAAUAAUCACACAUGUUAUUUUCCAGGUUCAAGUUAGUCCUUUAGCAUUUAAUCAUUCUUAGAUCAUAUGACUACUCAAGGUGAAUAUAGUUUAGAUUUAGUUACGAACCAGCUUUCCUUUGUAUGCAGCCAACCUUAAAGAGUUUUGUGCAGUGUGGACAGUGUUUCUAGAGAGCAAAGAUCAUUGGGACAGGGAAUAGUGAAAAUCCAUUUCAUAUUUAUUGACGAGUUCAUUACAGAAAGUACAAGCUAAAACAACUGUUAGAGGAUAAAAUGUACUGUAAAUCAUUUUUUAUUCGGAAGAACUUUAUUUUCAUGUAAUUACGCAAGACAGUCUGCUCGUGAAAAUUUCAUUUCGCAUAUAUUUCUAUUAGUAUAGAUUAUAUAUACAACAAUACUUGGAAUUAAUGAAAACUUUGUCUCUCUUAUAAAUACUAAAUAUCUAUCUCGGGAAAAUAAGGUGUCGCCAAAAUUUGGUUAUCUACAGUAAUAAUAUUACAUAUUAUAUAAAAUAUCUAAGAGAUGAUAAGGUUGAUUACAUUGUUUAUUUGAUUAAAUUGUUUGUGUAUUACAUUGUAUUUGUUAAAUGUAAGAGCUUGAAAUUGGUGAGAAAUUACAAAAAGAAAUCUUCUGCCAGGGUUUAAACUAUCAAAUUCGGGGUGCAUUCAAGAUAACAGUGACUCUAUGUAGAACUAUUGAACAAUAUGCUUACCUAACAGACACAGGUAUGUAGGUUAGGGUUGAUGCUGGAUACCAAAUUAAAUCAAAGAUGGCCAGCUCAGUUUACCUCUUUGCCUCAAAUGAUAUGCUUACUUGAACUGAUGGUGGUGUUUUUUUUUUUUCAUUUAAGGGAAUUAAAUGUUUAUUUACCUACCACUCAAUUCUGAGGUUAGUUCAAAAGAGGUAUAUCUAGCAGAUAGGUUAUAGCUGCUACUGUCUUGAACUCAGCUCUGAUAAUGUCCCAAAGGUCAAAAGACCCAGUUUUGGUGCCAGAAACUUUUCUUUUUUUUAACCCCUUAUAGCAAGUUCCUAUGCAGUACCAACUAUUGUCGCCAGUGAGGCCCAGAUUCGGGAAUUAUUAUAAAUUUUACUUUUUGAGGAAGGAUCUUAUAAGAACAAAUAAAAUAAAUGAAAGUUUUUCAUGGAGGUGAAAAGCAAAUUUGUACAUGAUGAUAUUCGAAUAUUCUAGUCAUCUUUCAUUUAAACAUGACAUUGUAUUACUGUAGCUUCAUCAGUUUGGAGAAGUUAUGACUAUUUUUUAGAAGAACAUCAGUUUAGUCAUUAUUAAUUCAAUGUGUUUUCCAUGUCAGUUAAGUGUGUUGUUAGAAUGGUGGUACUUAGAUUUUUUUUUUAUCAGAAUGUGAUAAUACAAUAGUCAGAGUAGAUCAUUAAAAAUUUUUGUUGAAAUAUCACAGAUUUUUAAGAUAAUGUAAAUUAAAAUGAAAAAAAAAAUGUUGAUUAUGGUGAUUUUCUUAUUGUUAAUGUUGAGUAAUUCUGUGGUCAGUCAAUUCUACCUCAUAAUCCCUUUGUUGAUGUGUCAAUCUAGUUGAAAACAAAUCUUUUCAUAAUCAUUUAUUUAAUUUUUUUUUUAAAUGAUCAUUAUUAUUUCACUAACAUUGUACAUUCAUAGGUACUACAGAUACCAAAGUUCAAAUUUUUUAUAAACCUGCAGGAGUGGUGAUGUGUUAAUUUAUGAAAUUUAAUUUAUUACACUAUUAUGUAUCUUGAGACAUGUUGUGAAUUUUUUUUUAAAAAGGAAAAGGGCAUCAAAGGCAAUUCCUACAUUUCUUAGCUACUGAGAAAAUUUAUCAUUUUAUUUACAUGUAAUUUAGAAAUUUUAAGUUACAUAAUUAUACUGUACAUUUAACAUUGAUAAGAGUGAGGAGAAGAUGAUAUGUUAUUUUCUCAAGAUGACUGCUGUACAUUAAGGUUUGCUUUUUAGAAUUUCAGAAGUUUUUCCUUAUAUACAGUGUUCAGGUAUAUUGAUAACAUUGUCAAACCACUGUUGGUCUCAAUCUAAUUAAAAUUAGAUGUUUCUGAAUCCACUACUGCUUUUCAAACAAGUGGUAGAGGAUUCAGAACAUCCAAUUGCCUUUGCUCUGCAAAUUUUGAGACAAAGUGAAAGCAACAUGUAUGCUAUAUUGACAUAAAUGUAAAACAAUUAGCGAAACCAAAAUGAUGGAUAUACAUUCAUUAAUUCAUGCUUCUUCAGAUGCUUUUUUGUGACAUGACAAAUUAACAUAUGAAAUCAUAAAGGCUUGAUUAUCUGUAUUUCACUCUGUGCACUUUCAGUCAUUUUCUAAAUCAAAUCACUGUUCUCUUUGAAAACAGCAAGCCAUGUUGAUCCAGAGAUUCAAUCCAUUUAGUGAUAAAAUCUUGUGACUUACCAAAUGUUUUUGAUAGUGUUAAUCUUUUUGUUUUUUAAAAUUUAAAGGUUACGGACUGUAUAUAUCCAUAGGAAAAUCCAUGAGUACAAUGAUUUUUGUUAAGUACUGUAAUUGUUUGAUGAGUUACAUGUUGACUGUGAUUCUAUGUAUAACUUGUGAUUUGUCUUGUAUAGAUGAUUGCAGUUAUCUGUGAUAUUUAGUCGUUUUUGUUGAUGCUUAAUAUUCCACAAUUGUAGGAAGCAUCAUUGCCAUUCCUAUAUUCAGUAAAACUUUAUUUAAAAAAA